This is a messenger RNA of Eimeria necatrix, 4179 nucleotides long. RefSeq lists its product as hypothetical. Bases 1 to 4179 code for a protein of 1392 amino acids. NCBI's taxonomy places the organism in Eukaryota, Apicomplexa, Conoidasida, Eucoccidiorida, Eimeriidae. The record is from RefSeq and is a predicted model, not a curated record. The transcript has 2 exons.
AUGCCCGUCAUACCGUGGGCUGUCUACGGGGAUGGGAUCCGCAAGGAAAACGGAGAAGUAGAUACCUGCUGUUUCACCGUCACGGCCCCGAAGCAGCAGCCUUCGCCUCUUCUUGCCGCUGCGGGGCGCUCACCGCCGUUUUUGAGGGAGCGCCGCCACAAGCAGCAGCACAAGCAGGAUCUGCAGCAACCCCUAGUUAGCAAGCUGCUUAGGGAGGCUCUCGAAGAAUGUAGUGAGGAUGAAGAAGACGCCACAGCGAAUAGCAGCGGCGUCAACAGCAGCGGCCAGUUGCCGACCCCCGUUGUUGUGCCUGCUAUCUUCGGCAGGUACCCAUACGACGGUUUUUCUGCCUCCGCUUCCGAGGUUCCAUCCACUCUGUUACGGUGUAAACGGGCAGAGGAGCAGCAGGAGGCGCUGCUGCUAGCAGCAGCAGCAGCGGUCUCCGCAGCAAUGCAGCAGCAGUUACAGGGCAUCUGCCGAAUAGUGCGCACCCAUGCAGCUGUAGGCGCCCUGGAGCUGCAGCAGCCCCACAUCAGCAGUUGCAGCAGCACUACCAGCAGAAGGCACAACGGUAGCCUCUGCGAGUUUCUGCCUGUGGUCAUAAUGCAUGUGGGAGCAGACGUCGAGGACCACCGGUUGGCUGUUCGGAUGUUGCAGCUGCAGCUGCAGCAACUCUCUAAGUGCUGCUGUGGGGGUCGCCGCAGUAGCCGUGGUAGUCGCGGCAGCAGCAGCGCUAGCAGCAAAGAUGAGCUGUUUCUCAGGCAAGUCGUGUUAAGGGCCAACAGUUGCACGAAUGCGCAAACGGCCUUGCGUACAAUGUACGGACAGCUCAAGGCGAGUAGCUGCUGCAGUACAUGUAUUGGCCGCAGCGGGAAUGGCAGCAGGCAGGAGAAGGAAGUGGAAAGCGAAACAGGAGCAGUAGCAGAAGAGAUUGCUGCUGAUGCUGCGGCUGCUGCGGCUUGGGGUGAAUUUGACGGCGUUUGGGCGCAACAGCAACAGCUGCUACUGCUGCGGUGUCUUGAGGGGAUGACAGGUGACGACAACAACGCUGGCACAGGCCCAGCUCAGGCUACAGCAACUGAAGAGGAUGAGGGGGCUUACUGGGGACACGACAUCAGCAGCAGACUGGGGCAGCUCUGGCAAAAGCAAUUACAGCAACACAGCAGGGGCUUCUGCUGCAUAUCGCGCUGCAAGGGGGAUGGAUCCACAGUAAAAACACGCUCUCAGCACUUAGCUGCGACCGGUAACAGCGGCAGCAGUAGUGACGACAGCUCGUCCGAAGACGGUGGAGCAGACGACAGACCCACCAGGGCUCAAGAAGACAGAAGCAGAAGCAACAGCAGCAAUAACAGUGUACUAGUUGUUGUGUUGGAGGAGCUCGAGGCAUUUGCCCCACGCGUCCUUUCUCAGGUGCUGCUGCUGGUGUCACUGCUACGGUCACAGCAGGGAAUCCCUGUAGUGGUGUUAGCGUCGGCUGCUGCGUCUGCUAUAGCAAUACAGCAGCUGCUGGAGCCUUCAACUUUGCGAAUGCUGCAAAUUGAUGCUGCAGCUCUGCUGCGGCCGUCUGCAGUACACGAUGCGCUCCUGCAGUUACUGCUGUGCUGCCCGGCGAGCACCCUGUUUGUCCUGCCAGCUGCAGCCAUAGAGGAACUGCAGCAGCUGCUUCUAGACCAAGGGGCAUCUGUGCUGCAGCUGCUGCGGUUAGUGCGCAUGAUGCUUUACAAGUUUUUCGCAGAUCAUCCCUUUUCUUUCAUUUCAUUGGAUGCUCGCGUCGCCGCUGCUGCACUCUGCAGCCCCAGCACCAGCAAUACCAACAUUGACACCCGCAGCAGCAACAACAGAGGCAGCCGCAUCAUAGGCAGCAGCAAAGAGAGCACUCCAUCAGCAAAAGGUGGUGCUGACGGUGCAUCUGGUGACCAAUCCGCUGCAGCAAGGCUAGCAGUUCUUGAGUGGCGGCUAGCCCUGUUGGCUGCUGCUGUACUGACGCCGCACCAGGAGACGGUCCUACUGCAGCAAAUAACUAAAUUUCAGCACCUACAUGCGGAGUUGCGCACAACAGCCACAGCAAGACUGGAAUCUCCUUGUUGCAGCUCCUGGCGGGCGCAGCAGCAGCAGCAGGAAGGGUGCAACAGAACCCCAGCGUGUGCACCCAUUGAACGGGCGUUGGGAAUGCUACAGUACUGGUGGGACAGCGCGGGUACAUCAGCGGCAGCAGAUCAAAAGCAGUCUUUAGACCGGCGGCGCGCUGCGCUGCAGCGAGAGUUGCUACCGGCUGCAGCUCUGCAGGUACUGGAGCGUCGCAUAGCAGCAGGGUUGGGCAUGCGGCUACUGGUUGUGCUGCAGCAACACGUGAUGCAACAGCGCCAAGCCUUCGCUCUCAGUGCAUCCGAGACUGCUGCUGCUCUUCAGAGCCUCGAUAGUAGUAGCAGCACUCUUCCUGCAGUUAAUCUGCUACUGCAGAUCCUAGGUGGCAGCGGCAGGACCCCUGGCUACCACGACUAUUUGCUGCAGGGAAAGCAGCUGACUUCUGCUCCUGCAGCAGCUCACGUCGUUUCCCUGAUCUGCGAGGAAGUGAAGCGGAUAGCUGGGGCUUGUUGCCGUGUCGGGGGUCUCGUCACAACACUUGUCUCAGAAGCCCUAAAUGCUGCUGCUACAACCCGAAGGGUUGCCGCAGUCCCGAAGGCUUUGCUACUCGCGCUACAGCAGUUUUGCCGCCAAACAAAGAGGGAAUGGGCCCUGCUCCUGCAGCUAGAAGAACGCAUGCAGCACCACCAGCAGCAGCAGCGGGUAUAUGGGAUAAAAAAGGCUGCUGAACUCCACAGGAUUAUGAACAAACUCAUGGAACUCCUGCAGCUGACAUGUGACCAGCAGCAGCGACAGCAGCAGUCUCAACAAAACGCGCCUUCUGCGUUCGUUUCUGGGCUAAAAAGACGCGCUAGAGCUAUUCCAUUGUCUUCUACGGAGGGUCUUUGCAGCAGCAACAGCGAUAGCGGCCUUUGCGGUCGUUUCCAAAGCUGGGCCAGGGAAUGCUUGUUGUAUUGUCUGCUGCCACUCUUGCAGUGGCACCCACUAGGUUGCGAAUUAGGGGUGUGGUCGUUGUCUGUUGCUGCAGCAGAACAGCCGCAGUUCUUUGCUGCUGCCCUCGCAGCUCCCCGGUCUCCGACACAUCGCGCAGAGGCAGGAGCGGCAGAUACUCUCGCCCGUCUGCAGCCGCUGCAGCCUAUUGAGGUGCUACAGGAGCUGGCAUGUCUCAGUGGGAGUGCGUUGGAAUAUCACCAGCAAGCCGCAGUGCCAACAGCAGGGAGGGGAGAGAUCAAGCAAGUGCACGCCGCUCUUGAUGAUACAGGGCUUCUCUACCGCCGUAUUGCCUUCAGCAGCCGACGCAUUUCCUUGUGGUCGCUUUUUUGUCUUUUUUGCACCGACUUAGUUGGCGCUUAUAAACAGAAUUGGCUUCACCACCACAAGCAGCAGCAAAAGCAGCAACAGAAGUGUAUUGCAGCAAAGGGCAAGGGGCGGAGAGCUGAGAAAGUUGCAAAGAAAGAGGAAGGCUCAAAUGCAGGGCUCAGCGAAGAGGCUGACUCUGUGGAGAGAAAGGCGCUGGCUGUGCUGCAGCAGGAUGCGGAGGUCUCAUGCCCAGGUGGUAUUGCAGGUCCUAAGUCUUUGCUGCAGCACAUUUUUCUGCGGUUUGGUGUUGCUCUUUGCUCGCUCGAGCACUUGGGACUUGUCAGGCUUCCGGGAACAGGAGUGUCCGCGGAUGACCUGCUGCUGCGCACGGCUGUAAAGGCGCACGCAGCAGACACAGCACAUGCAGACGCGGAAGACCACCUAGAACUGCUGAUGGACGCCCGUGCAUCAGAGGACCCAGACUCGUCAACUGAGGCAGCAGGGGACGACCCCAAAGAGCACCAGUAUCAACAGAAAGAGCGGGGGCAGCCCACUUUGGGACAAAAACCACGACUGCAUAGGACUGUCAUUGCUUCAGCGGACGCGUUUCAGCUGCAGCAGCAACUGCAGGGUCUCUGCCUGACACGAUGCCUCUUCGGGAGUGUUUACUUCUCAGAACUUCAAGAGGAGGCAGAUGCGAAAAGUCAACAAGCCGACUCAAACGGUGAUCAGAAGCAAGAAGUGCCUCAGCAACAGCAGGAGCAGCGGCGGCAGCGGCGGAAGCAGACAGCAUAA